CAGCAGGAAGUGACUCUCUGCCACCAUCUUGUGUAGAGACCGUAAACAUCCAGUCAGUGGGUGAGACUAACUUUCGAUUCACAUUUCUGAAGCGCAGCAUAUUAAGGCUGGUUGCACUAGAAGAUAUGGGUAUUGCUGGUAAAGCUGUCGCCAUUGGAGCAGGGGCGGUCGGUGCAGUCGGUGCUGUGGCCCUGGCUCCUGUUGUUCUGGGAGCUGCAGGUUUCACCUCAGCUGGAAUAGCUGCAGGCUCCAUUGCUGCCCAAAUGAUGUCAGCUGCUGCGGUUGCUAACGGAGGAGGAGUGGCAGCAGGAAGUCUGGUGGCUGUUCUGCAGUCAGCAGGUGCAGUUGGUCUGUCAACAACUGCCACUGCAGCUGUGGCCAGCAUUGGAGGAGCAGUGGGAUGGCUGACCAGCUUUCUAAUUCCAUCCUCCAAAAAGAAGAAGAAUGAUGAUGAUGAUGAUGAUGAUGAUGAUGACAAUGAUGAUGGCAAUGAUGAUGGAAAAAUGAAUAAAAAUUAAUGAAUUUACAAUA
Messenger RNA from Dicentrarchus labrax (European seabass), 531 nucleotides. RefSeq names its product interferon alpha-inducible protein 27-like protein 2A. The record is from RefSeq and is a predicted model, not a curated record. The coding region runs from base 126 to 518 and encodes 130 amino acids. Gene Ontology annotation, cellular component: membrane; mitochondrion. Gene Ontology annotation, biological process: apoptotic signaling pathway. The transcript is spliced from 4 exons. NCBI's taxonomy places the organism in Eukaryota, Metazoa, Chordata, Actinopteri, Moronidae.